Molecule: messenger RNA, 1092 nt
Organism: Peronospora belbahrii
Lineage: Eukaryota; Oomycota; Peronosporomycetes; Peronosporales; Peronosporaceae
Source: the annotation of a GenBank genome assembly
AUGGGCGUGAGGCUAUCCAUCACAGCUCAAUGGAACGCAGCCAUUCAACAAUCGGCAUCAUCGACGACAACAGCUGAACAAGUCGUCCACAAAACGGCUGACAUUUGCGUCAACUUCUCAAACAUUCAUUUUGGCUUUCACCGUCUUUUGAGGAACGCCCCACACUAUCCAAAUUCCCAACCACCAAUGGCCGCUGUUUCGGGCAUCGUGGCCGUUGUAGCCCGUGGCAAGUCGUCCGCUUGUUCAAAGCACCCUCAGGAAGAGGACAUUAAUGACAAGGUUCUUUGCAGACGCCUGCAGUACAAGCUCCAUCAACGGCGCCACCGAGCCAAGCAGAAAGAGAAAAUGAUUACGCUUGGGCACGACGUGCAGACUCUGCUUACAGAGAUUGAGCAACUCAACUCGAAACGUCAACGACUUUUCGUCGACCGUAACUUCUUCAGCUCAAGAGGCACUGACGCUGGGGUGCCAGCUCGUCUAGCCGUGGAGUAUUUUCGGCUCUUUAAGUACGGCAUCUCUCCAACAAACGUGAUCCAGCAGGAGCAAUUUCUUCGCUCCAUCAUGACAGCGCAGACCGUAGGCCCAGACUACGCCGGAGUCGAGACGAUCAUCUUGCUAUGGAAACGCUUUAGCGACUUUUAUGUAUACAGUCGAUACGAGAUCCUUUCAAUGAAUGUAUUGGUUUUGGCCGAUUCCACUGUCGUCGUCAUAGACACCAACUUUCAUAUCAAUUGUCGUCGGGACGGCGUGUUAACGCUGUAUCCGUCUCUCAUUCACCACAUGGACCUGUUGCAGAAGUUUAUUAGCUCCAUGCUCGUCGUUCCGGUCCGUUACCGCUUUGAAUUUGACGCUGACGGCAUUGUGACGUGGUUCAGCGCAGACUGGGACCUCGUUAGUGCUUUGAGCGCCCAUGUUUCACUCGUGGAUGCCGCGUCCAUUCUUGCUGCAGCUAAUAUCUCCAAGACCGGACAGAUCCGCAGCACCGUGGAAGAAAUACAAGAGCCUUUCAACACCGAGCACGAUGAUGCCAUUUCUUUCUUGAAGCAAGAUGUUGUAGACCCUCGCCAUAGCGUCGACUUUCUACUCUCGUAA